Molecule: messenger RNA, 5511 nt
Organism: Megalopta genalis
Lineage: Eukaryota; Metazoa; Arthropoda; Insecta; Hymenoptera; Halictidae
Product: thyroglobulin
Biological process (GO): cell-matrix adhesion
Cellular component (GO): extracellular region; basement membrane
Molecular function (GO): serine-type endopeptidase inhibitor activity
Source: RefSeq, a predicted model, not a curated record
ACCGUCGAAGAGAGUACAGUGAACAAGGUAUGUACCUCUCUCUGGAUGCCCGAUUGCCCUUAGGAGGGUGAAAUUGGAAAAAUGAGGAACGGACGAGGGUUAAAUUGACCCGUGUGUGUUUGUGUGUUGGCGGGGAGGGGGCUGAUUUCCGCUGGCAGAUGCGGCAGAUGCGGAUCACCACCGGCGAAAUUUCGAUCGAAUCGACCAGGGAAACAAGAUUGGCCCGUUCACUGGCGUAACGCCGGUGGUGUCCAGAGAGUCUGGCGUACGUCGACAGGGCCGUAGAAUUCUAGAAGGGGGUCAUCAUACGAGGCCGGCUCCGGCGAACGCACCGAGCCAGGACAGUAUACGAACGUCAUUCGGCGCGGACUGUUGCGGCGAAAGGCGCGCGGCGUUCCCUAUCGAGAGAAACGGAGAGAAGGAGCAAAAGCGAACGAGAGGAAGAGAGAAAGAGACGGCGAAGGAGCGAACGGUACCGCAAUUUCAAAUCGGAGCCAGUUCUCUAUAUACCAAUUAACGAAUAAAAACCGGCCACGGUGCGCGACUGUUUACCAUACACCUGUACGAUCCGUUAUCGACGGUACAGUGCAAGGAACCGAGGCAUUGUGAAACAGAAACAACUGUUCGCCGGAAGUGCGAGGAUUUAAUUUAACGGCGCGUUUCGCGUGUGGAUUACAGCCAUCGAGAUCUAGAGGCCGAUUCAAAAAUCACUUGAUGCGCUGAGGAUGCGCCGUGAUUUCUGCAACGGUGGGCUUGCCUGCGCCGUUGUGUGGGUGUCAUCGACCUGGCUGCUACUGUCUCUGUCGUCAUCGGUCACAGCAGAGCCAGCAUUAAAGUCAGUAGGUCGAUGCCCAUCCUUCGAGGAGCAGAACGUGUGUCCGGCCAGGUCUCCAGCCUGCAAGAAUGAUUUCCAGUGUCAGGCGUCCGGGGAGCGAUGUUGCAAGACAGCGUGCGGUCUCAGAUGCGUCGUCGGCGAGCUGACAGGAUGCGAGCAGUUGGCGCAGGCUGCGGUGAGGAGGUCGCGUGCACUCGGCCCACGUGGACCGUCGCAAUUCAUUCCACGUUGCAACAACGAAACCGGCGAAUUUGAAAGAAUACAAUGCGACCCCCGCGAGAACAGCUGCUGGUGCGUCGACGAGAUCGGCGUCGAGCUGCCAGGGACCAGAGGAUCGUCGAAGGACGUCAUCGACUGCGACCAUCCUCGCGACUGUCCGGCGCACAGCUGUCGCAUGCUGUGUCCGUUGGGCUUCGAGAUCGAGCCCAAGUCGGGCUGCCCUAAAUGCGAGUGCCGUGACCCCUGCCGAGGGAUCACCUGUCCCGGGGCCAGCCAGACAUGCGAGCUGAUCGACGCGACGUGUGCCCGUCCACCUUGCCCGCCGAUCCCCAGCUGUCGCAAAGCGAAGUCCCUGUCGACGAUCUGUCCUGCAGGCGAGCCGUUGCAAAUCACCGACUCGCCACGGCCGUUCCUCUGCGGCGACUCGCCUGGCAAGCCUAGCUGCCCGCCGAUGUACAGCUGCCUGGUCGAGCCGAAGCAGGAAUACGGGGUCUGUUGUCCGUCCAGCAUAAAUCUGAAGAGACCGGGAACCUGUCCCGUCGAGGAGCCCGCGAUCUGCGGUAACUCCUGCCAGCAUGAUUUAGAAUGUCCCGGCCCGCAGAAGUGUUGCAACAGCGAGCGCUGCGGCGGCGGCGUUUGCACGGUUCCUCAGGGUCUCAGCGCCUGCCAUCGGGACCGGGUGCUCGCCGAGAUGCUCAGCAUCUCCGAGCGGCAAGGACGAGGAUAUGUUCCGCAGUGCAGCGACGAUGGAGGCUAUGAGUCGAGACAAUGCUCGAGGAACGGUUUAGUCUGUUGGUGUGUGGAUAAUAAUGGCAGGAAGAUAUCUGGCUCUAUGGGACCGGCCGAGAAAGUCGAUUGCAAGUCGAUAACGAAGGGAAGGUCUCUUCCGGCAUCGUGCGUUUCCCAGCAGUGUGCCCAAGUUUGCCAAUACGGGUUCAAGACCGACGCCUCCGGGUGCCCUACUUGCGAAUGCGACAAUCCCUGCGAAGGGUUUCCCUGUCCAGAGAAAGAGGAAUGCGUGUUGAGUAAAGAAGACGGCUGUCCGGAUUUUCUCUGUCCAACGAAACCAGAAUGCAAGCCCAAGAAAGCCUACAAGAGUCCUUGCGCUUACGGGACCCCAUUGAUCGACAAUGAACGAAACGCGGUCACUUGUUCCGAGAACGAUACCUGUCCACAGGGUUACAAGUGUUCUGCCGUACCGGAGGCUGGCCAGUCAGUGUGCUGCAUGGCGUUGACGAACUCGACGAAACCGCAGACUAUGUGCGAGUACUUGCGAGAAUUCAAUGACCGCAUGGAGGGCACCAGGGAGGACAUGUCCUUAGCGAUCCAAGCACCUCAAUGCGAGAAGGACGGCAGCUACAAGCCUCUGCAGUGCCACAACGACACCUGUACCUGCGUGAACGACCAUGGAGUGACCUUGAAAACCGGCGUGAAUCGCAGUGCCGAUUGCAACGAGAUGAAGGAUCUUCUGAAACUCUGCGGAUCACUGACCUGCGACCUGGUCUGUCCCUACGGGUACGAGGUAGACGCGACCGGAUGCGAUCAGUGUCGUUGUCACGAUCCUUGCAACGACGUGGCCUGUGCUCCUCACGAGACCUGUACGAUGGUAGACGUAAACUGCGGUUUUGGGCAGUACUGUCCAGCGGUGCCAGCAUGUCUAGCCAUGAAACCAGGCCAGUGUCCCUACUUGGUGCCCAGCUCGUCCAGCUGCGAGCUGCAAUGCAGCAACGAUCAAGAAUGCUCCGCGUCGGAGAAGUGUUGCUCGACGGGUUGCGGGACACAGUGCGUGGCUCCUGUAAUGGCCACCGCUUGUCAGCACGCGCGAGCUGUCGCGGAACACGCUGCCAGAGAGUCCGGCGAGCCUGCCAGAAGGAUUUACAUUCCCAGAUGCGACGCUGGCGGAGCAUUCGAGCCGGUCCAGUGUCACAACGGGAUGUGCUGGUGCGUGGACGAGGAAGGCAGAGAAGCUGCGGGCACCCGUGUCCUCGAGGGCGUGAUACCGAAGUGCAGCACGCCGCUCAGGUGUCCAGAAAUCGACUGCAAGCUGGACUGUCCCGAAGGAUUCGAGCUGGACCCCGACAGCGGAUGUCCCACGUGCUCGUGUCGGGAUCCUUGCAGAAGCGUGACCUGCAGAGGGGAGAACGAAGCGUGCAGAAUGGUGGAGGUGGCUUGCAGCGUGCCGCCUUGCCCCCCUGUCCCCGUGUGUCUGCCGAAGAAAGAUAACCCUUGCCCGAACGGCUCUCCGCUCUUGGACCAAGACGGUUCUCCAGCGACUUGCGGCCCCCAUGGGCAUCACUGUCCAUCGACCCACAAGUGCGAACUGUCUCCGCUGGACGAGUACGCUGUCUGUUGCCCGAAGCCUCGGGAGGUCUGCUUCGAGCCUCCCAGGAAGGUGGUCUGCAACCCCGGCAUGGGUUUCAACGAGACGGAUAGAUGGUACUUCGACCCGGAGCGGAAUGAAUGCAGGCGGAAGACCGAGUGCACCCUGGGGCACAACGACUUCUCCAGUCGGCUGGUCUGCGACACGGUGUGCCCGGUGUUGUCGCAAUGCGAGAGACUGCGCGAGAAAAACUUGAAAACGUCUCAAAGGCUGAAGCAGCCCACGUUCCUGCCCAGAUGCGACCCAGAAACCGGAAUGUGGGAGCCGGUGCAGUGCCUCGAGCAUGUCGGCGUCUGCUGGUGUGUCAAUAGAAAGGGUCAACCCGUGAAGGGAUCCCUUACCAGGGGACCAGAGCCCAAGUGUAACUUUAGGCAAGCGAGGAGAGGAGGUAGGGGGCCGGCGGUACAAGAAAUCGACCGUGAAAUUCAGGCGUUCAUGGAGAACGCUUUGAUCAACUUGGAGACCGACGAGAAGCAGAUCGGGAAGGUAUUGGGUACUAGGUGUCAGGCGAUGAAGGACAAAGGCCACGUUCCGGCUAUCUGCGACCGUCAGGGAAGAUUCGAGCCGACCCAGUGCGCUGGCGACACAUGCUGGUGCGUCGACGAGGCAGGCAAUCAGCUCAUUGGCUCCGAGCCUUUCCUCAAGGGAACCAAUAUUUGCUUGCCGACUCCGGUGGAAGCUGUCGAAGUGACCCUGCGUUUUCCCGGUCGGUUUCUGGCGAGCGACGAAGCUACCUUCGUCAGACAAACGGAGAACUUCCUGCGCGAUUUAGGAGCCAGACUAAGGAACGACGUUCGAGUGGAGAUCAAUCAAGACUCGGCUAUACUUAGCUUCGAAAUAAUAGGCCCCAAUAAAGUUGACAUAGCGUUCCACCUGGAGGAAUUAACCCGAAUACAGAAGUUGUCCAUGCUUGGAUCGUUCGCGGACGCGACCACGUCACGCUUUACGCACAGAGCGACGCCCAUGGCUAUGCAGAGCCGAAUUGUCGCACUUGAGCAACGGGAAAUCCUGACGGAAGUGGAAACACCCGUUUAUCAGACAGCCACUCUGGUUUUAGCGGCGGGAAGCGCUUUCAUAAUCAGCAGCCUAUUAAUUCUGCUGAUGUUAUACCGCAAGAAAAUCAAAAUGAAGGAUCCAACGAAAUUACUAGCGGCGGACCAGCAUUUCCUUGCGUACCAGCAACCAGUGUAUGUGAUAUCGGGGGUGGAUCAGGAGGACAAGAAGAAGGAAGCCGCCGAGAUGCAGGAGAGUACGUCCACGACGGACGUGAUCGGUGCAUAGGAACGAUUUGCAGCGGGAUCGUCCACGCGCGAAUCGUUCUCACCUCGUAUCCAAAUAUAGUCACAAUUAGACUGCGGAUGUUUAUGCGAACUCAUGCCUCGUCGCAGGAAUUGAUUUCAUCUGCCGAAAAUAUUCAUCGAUCAACGAUAAAAGCGGGAGGUUUAAAUUCAACUGACAAAUAUUACAGUCGGACAAAAAGGCAAUAUUUUGCUCACGAGAUGAUCUGAUUCGUUCGAAAUGUUUCUCUCAUCUUGGACAGCUCGCGGAGCCGUAUUUAUUGCGCAUUCUCCAUAAACGUCUGCAGUCUAGUCAUAAUCGCAGUCAACGACUGCAUAAUCCGUCUCCCUUUUUUCGACAAAAUAUUUAUUCUUUGAUUACGAGAUGCAUCGCGAUUGCUCGAAUCGACGGUCGACCGAAUGGUUCGCAAGUGGUAUGUACCUCCUUCCGUAAGACAAGGAGAAAAAGAAAGGACGGGUUCCGGGGAUCCGUAGAAUCCACGGAAUAGGAUGUACGUUACUUGCGAUACUUCAAGGAAGGGAGAGGGGAAGGGCAGUCUCAGUAAACGUACAAGGAUUCGGUCGAUCGCCGAGAAUGUAGUUCUUUAUUUAGAACGGUCAGAUUUUCUCGCGGGUUUCUCGGUUUCCGUCUCUACGUCGGAACCGCCAACGCAAAAAUGUCCUGGCCCGGUGGUUUAAUGCGAGGAUGUCAUUGCGUUGUUCGUAUCGUGGGUGUAAAUACUAGAUUCAUACUAUGUUCGUUUAUUUAUAUAGCUCAAUAAAGACGAGAAAUUCCUCUA